AUGUACGCUGCUCGCACCGUCGCAAAGCCAAAGCUCUCCUUGAGCAUCGCCGCCACACAAAACGCCCCCCGAUCCUCGCUUUCCCUAAAGUCGCCCGGCCUUCCUCGCACACCUAUCUCGCCAGUCAAUGCGGCCAGCCCGACAGUGCAGAGAUUCUCUUCCUUGCAAGUCCCACCCUACUCAUACAACAACUCCUGCUCGUCCAAGAGCAUUCUCAAGAAGCAGCCUGUCGCACGACACGGUGUCGCCGACAAGCGCAUCAAGUUCAAGGGCACACCGACUGUGCACUGCGUGACACCAAUCGAGAACCCGGAUGAGUAUUAUGGCAAGCAUACAAAGAUGUCUCGCGAGGAGCGCCGAUGGACAGUGCGCGAGUGA
Molecule: messenger RNA, 378 nt
Organism: Penicillium argentinense
Lineage: Eukaryota; Fungi; Ascomycota; Eurotiomycetes; Eurotiales; Aspergillaceae
Exons: 1
Coding region: 1-378 (125 amino acids)
Source: RefSeq, a predicted model, not a curated record